AUGGCCUCGCGUGGAUCUCUCAAUGUCCUCGAACCCAUCCCACUCAAUCAGCUCCACGAUGCUCCCCAUCCAUCACUGAAGAAGCGCAAGCUCUCCGACUCUAAUGGAUGGACAGCAGAUAACAUCAUAAUACGGGCCCAUGCCGCGUCCUUGUAUGAUGACCCGUACGUUCUUGAACCGAUUGCGGUGAUCCCACGCUAUCAAUUGCCCUUCGACUGGCUGGAUGCCCCUUCGGCGCUAUCGCAAAUCCAAUCCGGAAGUCUUUUCGUUGCGAAUAUCCCGGCUCUCGAGUCGGAGCCGCAACCUGAAACGGUCGUCCUAAUCGUGCGACUAUCUUCUGACGGAGGGCUAUAUGUGGUUGAGAGAGUCAAACGAGGGAUCUAUUCACUCUCGAAAUUGGCUCGCGGCGUGGAGGAGGGGGAUGUCCGUGUUGCGGUCAAGGCGUCUAGCCAGCGAGUCAAUUCCCUGCCUCCGUGUACACCUCGCAAACAGCCGGAUGUCGUCUCUAGUGGUGACUGGUGGCGGCUGGCGCAAGUUGACGAUCCUGCGCCUGACCUCACUCUGGAGCUACCUGCGAAACGCGCCAAGGUUGAUUUCGUUUUUGGGGCGUCCUCUGAACUUAUUGAUAGUGAUGAGCAAACGAAGGGCGCUACUUCCAUGGGCCAUACGGAGAGGGGCUCCAGUUACGAUGUCCGCAUGCUUUCGGUACCUCCAGAGCCCGGGACUACCGAAGCUGUGGCGUCUGGUGAAGAGGGUGAGGGGAUUGGUGAGGCCACGCAGACCCCUCAGGAGUUGCUGGAUGGGCUGCGGGAGCAAUACCUCCAGGCUCUCUACGUCUCCAAGGCAUCGGUUGCAUACUUUGCCAAAGGCCCUCUACCCCGUUGUCGAGCCGCAUUCCAAGCUCCAGAGCAUGGGGAGGGCAACAUCUCUGAGCUCAUCAGCUUCUACAGAGAGGCUAUCCUGACAGCGAAGAAGAUGGACUUGAAAUUCCGCGAGACGUUGCCAACAACCCUUCAUGACAUCGUGCUCACCAUAUCGGAUGAUGAAGCGGCACCGAAGAAACGAAAGAGUAAAAAGAAAGCGCUGGGAAGAAAUGGUCUCUACCCAGAGGAGCCAGACUUUGUCCGAAAAUGGUGGAAGAAUAGAGCAAUGACCGAAAGUAGCGGUCCUGGCGAAACCUCCAGGGAUGCGGAAAUCAAGAAACACGUGUCCGACUUGCGAUUACGAGAAACUCAGCUUCAAAUCCUAUUGAUUCUAGAGACGAUCGCCCUCGAGACAGGUGCUGCGGACGAAGCAAAGAAAGCUGGCCAAGGAGAGGCUGCUGAUGCAACUGCCCCGAAGCCCAAAACCAAGAAGCCCCAAGAUCUGAACGUCAUGCUCGAACUGCACCUUGAUCGUCUGUGUAUUUGGCAUGCCGUGAGCUUUGACGAUGCGCCAGUUUCCGAGUCCCAGGCAUCGGCUGGCAAUCAACAAUCUGGUAAGGGUGGAAGCGACGCGAUGCGAGACUUCUGCACAGAAGUUAUUAUCCCAUUCUAUGCUUCGCGGCUGCCGGAUCGCUGCAAAUCAAUCACGCGGAAACUGGGGGUUUCCGCUAGCACUAUACCUGCAUUGUCCAAGUCGGUAAAGAAACUGCGCAAGGAACCGGGAGCUGUUGAGCGCAUUCCAUCUCAGAAAUCUCGACGCUCACUACAUCGGGUCCUGACGGACGAGCAAACCUCGCAAAACCGAUCACAACCCUCGCUUAAUCGCUCGAUUACCGCUCCGUCGCAGAUAGAAAGCAAGCGAGAAACCACCCCCUUGUUACCAACAGUCAGCGCCAGCGUUCGGGGCGGUAUUCAGAAAGCGAAGAGGGCGGAGAACCGGGAAGUGGACUUGUUUGCCGUAGCACGGCAGCACGAGACGAAGCUCAAGCGCGUGCAAAUGCUCGCGGAGCAGAAGAAGGAGCUAGACGCUGCUAUUCUCGCGCUCCGGAAGCCAAACCGCGAACUAGUCGCCAAGGAUAUUGCCCAGGAUGCAGAGAAGCGAACAUCCAGCUCGAGGAAACCCAAGAACCCGGUCCGGAACCCGAUGGGGCAGGGUGUUCAGGUUAUGGCCACACCUAGCAAAAUCCGGAAGAGAGACGUUGGUCUUCCCCCUUUGCCCAAGAGCGUCACUAGGUCAAAGUCGAAGCCGGCCGUUGUCUCUUCAUCACCUUUUACAGCGGAACCUCAGGUCAUUCCUGGCUCUACCAUCAAGCCUAGCUCGCUACCCUUCACGGUGGAUACCGCGGUACAAGAGACUCCCUCUCGUCGUCCAGCUCAACCUAUGGCCUUAUCUAAAGACCCUGCUGAAGCCAGCGUCGCGGAGUCACCCGGCCCAGGAACUGGAAACCUCUUCCGAGUCCCUCGGCGACCAGCCCCUCGACCUACAGAAACAAACCCCCUGACCCCAGUGCGGUCACAGCACCAAGAUGCUGCAGACGUCGUCACGCCUAUAGACGGCCGUCAGAGUCAACGUUUACCUCCAUCACCACCUCCGCUAUUUGCUCUCCCCGCCAAAGUCACGCCUUCGAAAUCUUCCAUGAUAUUCGAGACACCCCCGAAGCCCAAAGCUGUCCCUGUUCCGGUCCCAGUGGUCGCUUCUCGCCGACCUAGUAUCUCUAACCCCUCAAAUUCUGCACUAGUCUUCGAGACGCCUCCAAAGCCGAAAGCUGUCCCAGACCCAGUUCCUGUGGUGGCCUCUCGUCGCCCUAGCAUUCCUACCUCUGUUUCUGCUCCUGCCCUUGUUCCUGGCCCAGUCGAAGCGCAAGUUGUGCCCGUGACGCCGGAGAAAUCCAUAUACUCAGCGCUCGGCUGGGAUGAUGAUGAUGACCUUCCAAUGUGA
Messenger RNA from Aspergillus mulundensis, 2862 nucleotides. RefSeq lists its product as uncharacterized. Gene Ontology annotation, biological process: DNA replication initiation. The record is from RefSeq and is a predicted model, not a curated record. The coding region runs from base 1 to 2862 and encodes 953 amino acids. The transcript has 2 exons. NCBI's taxonomy places the organism in Eukaryota, Fungi, Ascomycota, Eurotiomycetes, Eurotiales, Aspergillaceae. Gene Ontology annotation, cellular component: DNA replication preinitiation complex.